AUGGAUUUUAGGGACGAGUCGGUCAUCCUGAAUCGGGCUGUAAUUGAUCUUGACUUUGGACUCUGCAUAAACGGAUGGUGCGUCUUUGGGAAACGCAGGUUGACCGUUCAUCCAAAUCCCGUCCACAUGCUGGAGAACCAAAGAGUUGACACCCGGUCCCAAGUGGAUCAUUGCUUUGAAAUGGCCAUUGUACACUUCAUAAUACUGUACGUUAAACUUGUCGUUAAAAAUGGCAAGCAGCCCAUUUCGAGGCACAGAAGUCUGUCCCUUGAGAAUGUAAACAGGGACUUGCAGUUGAAGCUGUUCAGGUGGAAGGUUCUCAAAUUGGAACGACAUUAUUUAUAG
Ogataea philodendri is the source of this 345-nucleotide messenger RNA. RefSeq lists its product as uncharacterized. The record is from RefSeq and is a predicted model, not a curated record. The coding region runs from base 1 to 345 and encodes 114 amino acids. The transcript has a single exon. Lineage: Eukaryota; Fungi; Ascomycota; Pichiomycetes; Pichiales; Pichiaceae.